GUGUGAUGAAAUGCUGCAUAGCCAGAAUCAGCUCCCAGCCCCUCUAUCAGGUUAAUCCAUGUUUGUGCCUUCAAUCUUUUCUACAGGAAACCAAGGAUCAACUCCCAGCUUGUUGCUCAGCAGGUGGCUCAGCAGUAUCCAAUGCCCCCCCCACCAAAGAAGGAGCGAAGGGAGAGGAGCGAACGAUUAGACAAGGAGCGCCUAGACUGCGAAGGGGAGCCAACCAACGAAGAAGGGCGUCCAGAGAUCGAGCGUCCAGAGGUAGACAGGCCAGAGGUAGACACUCCUGUAAAGGAAAAGAGUGACAAGGAACAGCCAAUCAAAGACAAGCCUGAUACAGAGAAAGAUAUCAGCCCAGCUGUUACAAAGAAGCCUUACAGCAAAAAGACAAGAGAGCCAUCCCUGACACACCAAGGAGAUCGUCAACCGUCGGUCCAACGGCCCAAAUCAGACCAUCAAAGCCCUACCAGUGACAAACACAGCAUACUAUUGGGAAAAUCUGCAACCAAAACCAACAAGAACUCUUACAUUUCCAGGCCCAAAUUGAAGAACAUUGACAGGAGCACCGCUCAGCAGUUGGCUAUUACUGUAGGGAAUGUGACAGUGAUCAUAACAGACUUUAAGGAGAAGAGCCGUUCUUCCUCCACGUCCUCAUCCACCAUUACAUCCAGUGUGGGCUCUGAACAACAGCACCAGAGCUCUGGCUCAGAAAGUAUAGACAAGGGCUCUUCACGUGCCUCAACACCUAAAGGCGAUCUCUCUUUGGGCAUGAUGAGUCAUUCUGAAGCUCCCAGCCCUCCUCCCUCACCCUGCAUCACGUUUUUUCUUUUUCCACACUUCUGGACAUAUGUAGGGGGAGAGAUACCGCUCCCAUUGCUGCCCUGCCUUCAAUCCAUGACCAACCCUGGAUGCUGA
Molecule: messenger RNA, 915 nt
Organism: Labrus bergylta (ballan wrasse)
Lineage: Eukaryota; Metazoa; Chordata; Actinopteri; Labriformes; Labridae
Source: RefSeq, a predicted model, not a curated record